Molecule: messenger RNA, 726 nt
Organism: Didymodactylos carnosus
Lineage: Eukaryota; Metazoa; Rotifera; Eurotatoria; Philodinida; Philodinidae
Source: the annotation of a GenBank genome assembly
AUGGCACGCUCCUACUCUGUGAAAAGUCAAAAUAUUUGGAAAUCAAUUGAAAUAAUAACGGUUAAUGGAUUUAAUUUAAAUCAAUCUGUAUCGUCAAAUUUACUAAUAAAAAUAAACGAACAAUUUCCAAAUCUUAAAUGUUUGAAGUUCCAUUUAAAUUUGCAUUUUGAAGAAAAUAAUAAUGAUAUUGUUUUAAAAAGUUCUACAUUAAGAACGGUUCGCACAAUUGAACUUUAUCGAAUACAACAGCAACAGCCAAAUAUAAAAUUAUUACCACAAUUUUUACCAAAUCUAUGUACAUUAAAUAUUGAUUAUUUCAGUUUAUGUAAAAUAACAAAAUUGUUUUCAACAUAUGAAUACGAGAACAGGUUUUUAAGAGAUCAAAUUAAUGAAUUAAAUAUCGAUUUUGAAUCGCAUUUUUACAGUUUAAAUGACAUUGAUUUAUUAUUUAUCUAUUUCUAUAAAAUAAAAAUUAUAACAUUUUUAUUUAAAUUUAAAGUAACAAUAUUUUCAGCAUCAUCAAUUGUUUAUGAAAUUUUAUUACAAUUAUUAAAAACAACAACAACAACGACUCCCUUAGCUUACUUAAAAAUACAUUUUUGGUUAAAUACAAUUACAGACGACGAUAUAGAUUGUUUUAAAAACAAAUUAAUUCUAUAUUUUAAUAAUGAUGAAAAAAUGUUUAAUAUACAUUAUGAUCAAAGCUCCUUAGAAUAUUGGACAUAA